Messenger RNA from Corylus avellana, 1986 nucleotides. Its product is annotated as Protein kinase superfamily protein. Gene Ontology annotation, molecular function: protein kinase activity; ATP binding. The record is from RefSeq and is a predicted model, not a curated record. Gene Ontology annotation, biological process: protein phosphorylation. NCBI's taxonomy places the organism in Eukaryota, Viridiplantae, Streptophyta, Magnoliopsida, Fagales, Betulaceae.
ACCCUCGAACUGGUUUUCGCUUGCUCUAAACCUCCGAGAAUAACCACCUCCCAAAGAUAUACCAUUUUUAACGAUCUUCUCUCUCUUUCUCUCCAUAUUGUUCCUCUCUCUGGACUCCCCGAAUGUAAUGAAGGAUUAUAGGUGGUCUGGGUCUUAACGAGGUUGGGAGUUAAGAGUUUCGGGAAAUCUGAGAAGAUCCAGGACGCCUUAACCAUGUCUGUUGAAGAGAUAAACAGAGGCGAAACAGAGGAAAACCCAGAAAUAGAAACAGAGCAAGAGCCAGAGCCCGAGCCAGAGCCAGAACAAGAACCAAAUGUUGCUAUAAAAAAGUUGGAACUUUCAGACGACGACGACACGUCCCCAAGAGGCGUUCUGGAAAUCCCUGUUCUGGGCACACCGGACUCGGACCACAGCGGGAGCAGCAGCUUCAGCUCGUCGUGUGUCUCUCCGCCGCAAAAACCGACGGUGACUCCUCAACUCCGAGAGAGCCAUAGUGGGUCGCACUGGAAGUCAGUGAUCGAGGCCUUGAAGAAGAAAUCGAGGAGGAGAUUCUCGACCAUCCCGUCGCUGGGUUCGAGCUACGACGUUUCGAAGAAGAACCUGAAAUGGAAGUUGGCUCGGAUUCGGUGCGCCGAGGAAGGAAUUGAUUACGAAGGGGUUUCGAUGCCCAAGCCGUCGUGGAGGAACUUUGACUAUGCCGAGCUCUCGGCUGCUACUGAUAAUUUCAGUCCUGAGAACUUGAUUGGGAAAGGCGGGCAUGCAGAGGUGUACAAAGGAUGCUUGUCCGAUGGUCAAGUUGUAGCAGUAAAAAGGAUAACAAAAAAGGAGAAGAAAGAUGAGGAUAGAAUUAGCGAUUUCUUGUCAGAGCUUGGGAUUAUUGCACACAUAAACCACCCCAAUGCUGCUCGAUUGCUUGGUUUUGGUAUUGAUGGUGGUCUGCACCUUGUCCUUCAAUUCUCCCCGCAUGGGAGCCUUUCUUCUCUGCUAUUUGGUUCAUCUGAGUGUCUGGAGUGGAAGAUAAGGUUUAAGGUGGCUGCAGGGGUAGCGGAAGGAUUGCAAUAUCUCCAUCACAAGUGCCACAGGCGUAUCAUUCACAGAGACAUCAAAGCCUCUAAUAUAUUACUCACCCAAGAUUACGAUGCUCAGAUUUCUGAUUUUGGACUCGCAAAGUGGCUGCCGGAAAAAUGGGCUCACCACGUUGUCUUCCCUAUAGAGGGCACAUUCGGGUAUUUGGCUCCUGAAUAUUUCAUGCAUGGAAUUGUUGAUGAGAAAACCGAUGUAUUUGCCUUUGGGGUUUUGUUGCUGGAGCUCAUAACUGGUCGCCGUGCUGUUGAUUCAAGCCGACAAAGCCUUGUCAUCUGGGCAAAACCAUUACUGGACACGAGUAGUGUUAAGGAACUAGCAGAUCCUCGACUAGAACAUGCUUACGAUCCUGGUGAGAUGAGACGUGCCAUGUACACGGCUUCAGUGUGCAUCCACCAUUUACCCGGCAUGCGUCCACAAAUGAACCGGGUUGUGCAGUUACUAAAGGCGGAGGGCGGACCGCUCGAACAGAAUCAAAAGUCGUUGUCGACGGCAUCGAGAUCUCUCCUUUUCAAUGCUUGUGACCUGGAAGACUAUACUUGCUCGAACUAUCUCAAUGACCUCAAUCGUCACAGGCAACUUGUGAUGGAAUAAUCCUCAACAUCUGCCCUAGAGUGUUCCCUUAAUUAUUGCUUACUUGUCUGUGUGAAUGUUGUAAAUUGGUAUGGCCCUGCAGUUUUAUAUGUGGGUGAAGCCGGAAGUUUCACCAGCUAGUGUAUUUCCUCAGCUGAUCUCUCAACAUGAUGUAGCUUUCUUGUCACUUGUCUGUCCUUAACUUAUAGAGCAUAGUAGUGAAGAGCGGCGUAUUUAAAAUCGCCAAUCUAAUGGAAAACCUCUGCACAACCAACAAAAGACAAUUUGUGUAUAGGGUACUGUUUGUAUUGCAAUUUGCAAAGUUGGAAA